Molecule: messenger RNA, 2067 nt
Organism: Sinocyclocheilus rhinocerous
Lineage: Eukaryota; Metazoa; Chordata; Actinopteri; Cypriniformes; Cyprinidae
Product: amyloid beta A4 precursor protein-binding family B member 1-like
Exons: 13
Coding region: 16-2067 (683 amino acids)
Biological process (GO): regulation of DNA-templated transcription
Cellular component (GO): cytoplasm; nucleus
Molecular function (GO): transcription factor binding; amyloid-beta binding
Source: RefSeq, a predicted model, not a curated record
UUACAGCUCUGUGCCAUGUCUGUGAAGAGCCCAUCAGACCUGCUCAAUGAAAACACGUGCAUCCCACCUUCCCUGAACCUUGACCACCUCUGCUUAUCACAUGAAAGAAAGUUGGGCCUGACAGAGACUCGUGGGUCAAAUCCUUUCUCUCUAAAGAGUCAACUUAAUUACGGCAGCACAAACUCUCUCCAGCUCCUCAAAGGCAUUAUGGGAGGACUAGAUGAUGAUGAUGAUGUAUCCCUCCGGCACCAGGAAGAUGAAUGGAGCAGAAAUCAGGAGAAUGACCACAGUCUUCCAGGCUCUGAGAGCAACGCCAAGUGGAUGAAGGAAGAUCAGAAUCAAAUAUGCAAGUUAGCAGAGCAGCAGCAGCAAGACCAGAAUCUUAACCUGGUUGAAAACAAGAAUGAAUCCACUGACAGAAACCCAAACCAGAACUCACAGCGGCGCCAUGUAGAGAAGAACAAGACCCUGAAAGCGCUCUGCUCUGACCACAGUUGGGCAGCUGAUGAACCUCUUCUGAUUUACUCUUCUAUCACUCUGAUGGAGAAGAAUCAAGAAAACCAAGAGCAGACUAGAGACGAGGAAGUAGAGAGAGAGAAAGAGGAAAAUUUAAAUCCCAGUGGAGGCGAGAACACCGAUUCUUCUGAGAUUCAGAAGAAAGGAGGUGAAGGUGGCAGCAGAAAUGCUUGUUUGCUGUUCAGUAAGAACGGCAUUCCCAGCGACGAGGACUCCAGCUGCAUGUCGCUGUCACAGGGAAGCACUGCAAGCAGCACCCCAGAUGGAGAGCCAGAGUCCUACUGGGAUGGCAGUGCAUUUGAAACAGACACGGACCUGCCCGCUGGUUGGAUGCGAGUGCAGGACACAUCAGGCACCUACUACUGGCACAUUCCCACAGGUACCACACAGUGGGAGCCUCCUGGGCCCCUAGAGGAGAGACCAGCCAGCACAUCGCCUGCGGUCACACCUGCUGAUGAGCCACAGAUUACAUGGAGCGGUGUUUCUCAUCCAAACACAUUCAGUGAGGAAGAGCACUGGCAGGAGGAUGUGGCUUCUGAUGAAAGUCUGAAGGAGUUUGAGGGAGCGACUCUACGUUAUGCCUCCAUCAAUCUCAGUUUUUCUCAGUCUGAGGAGGAAGAGGAACAGACCUAUUUCAGCAGCAAUGAGGGGGCAAAGUGUUUUGCAGUGCGCUCUCUGGGCUGGGUGGAGAUAUCAGAAGAGGAGAUGGCUCCUGGCAGGAGUAGUGUUGCCGUUAAUAACUGUAUCCGACAGCUGUCCUACCAGAAACACAAUCUAGAUGACACCGCUGGCAUCUGGGGCGAGGGGAAGGAAAUGCUUCUGGUGCUGGAGAAUGAGACUCUGAACCUGAUCGAGCCUCGCGGUCGAACGCUGCUGCACUCUCAGCCGAUCAUCAGCAUUCGUGUGUGGGGAGUCGGACGUGACGAUGGCAGGGAGAGGGACUUUGCAUAUGUGGCACGAGAUAAGUUGACUCACGUGCUCAAGUGUCAUGUAUUUCGGUGUGACACCCCUGCAAAGAACAUCGCCACAAGCCUGCAUGACAUCUGUUCAAAGAUAAUGGCCCAGAGGAAGUCGUCCAGCAGACUGAACACUGACCCCUCAAGACUUAGGGACAUCCCCUUCCAGGAGUUCCCAGCUCCCAAGAACGAGCUGGUCCAGCGCUUCCAGGUGCGGUACUUGGGUCGUGUGCCAGUGACAAAGCCAGCUGGCAUGGAUGUGAUUAAUGUAGCAUUGGAGACUGCUCUUAACAGCAAAGACAAGGAGGAUUGGACACCUGUGAUUGUGAACGUGGCGUCCGCUACACUCACUAUUCUGACUUCUGAGACGGAGGAAGUUCUUUCUGAAUGUCGUGUGCGUUUCCUGGCAUUUAUGGGAGUUGGGAAGGAUGUGCACACGUUUGCAUUCAUAAUGGCAGAGGGACCUGGAGACUUCAUCUGUCACAUGUUCUGGUGUGAUCCAAACGCUGCAAGUCUAAGUGAGGCCGUACAGGCCGCGUGUAUGGUGAGUAAGGACGUGUUUGAUCUACAUGAUCAAAUCAAAUCAGUCAUAUAG